AUGAUUGUCUCGAAGUAUUUUAAAGAUAUUAAUGAUUUUAUUAAUUUAGAAAUUGGAAUUAAAAGAUUUAGAGGAAAUAUGGAACGAUUUCAUUUUAAUCCAAUUCCAUUGAAUCAAUAUUCAAGAAGAUUAUUUCCUAAUAUUGAAACAUUUCAUAUUUAUAAAGAAGAAGAUGAAGUUGAAUUAGGAGAUAGUUGUUUUUAUGAAUGUAAAUCAUUAAAAUCAAUUAAUAUACCAACAAGUGUAAUUGAAAUAGGAAAUGGAUGUUUUUUGAAAUGUUCAUCAUUAAAAUCAAUUAAUAUACCAUCAUCAAUUACAUCAUUUGGAAUUGGAUAUUUUUGUCAUUGUGGAUGUGAAGAAGAAUUAAAGAAGAAUAAAACAAUACCAGAAUCCCGCUUUAAAUAUUAA
This is a messenger RNA of Entamoeba histolytica HM-1:IMSS, 408 nucleotides long. RefSeq lists its product as uncharacterized. NCBI's taxonomy places the organism in Eukaryota, Evosea, Mastigamoebida, Endamoebidae. The transcript is spliced from 2 exons. The coding region runs from base 1 to 408 and encodes 135 amino acids. The record is from RefSeq and is a predicted model, not a curated record.